GGGCGAUGACACCUGGGAGACAGCUACCGUUGUUAGAAUAUUUGACUGUGUUUCCGGCGAAAGAGAGUAAUGCCUCGGCAUUCCUAGACACAAGCCAAAUUAUCGUGGCUGGGCUACAUCACCACGCCGCACCAAAAAGUAUUCGUCCCCUUUCUCAAAUCGUGGAAGAACUUCAUUAUAUAUGGCCUCUGGAAAAACUUGCCAAGUAUAAGGAAAGAGAAUGUUUCAACGAA
This is a messenger RNA of Paraglomus occultum, 233 nucleotides long. Lineage: Eukaryota; Fungi; Glomeromycota; Glomeromycetes; Paraglomerales; Paraglomeraceae. The record is from the annotation of a GenBank genome assembly.